AGCUGACUGCCGAAAAGGACCACGACUUUGCCUGCGCUCAUGCUCACCACUUGGGCCGCCUUCGCCUGCUUUCUGGGCGCCAGGGCGAGCGCCUUCAGCGAUGAGUGCGAUGAGGAUGGCUGUGCCUUCUCAGCCUUGCAGCGGAGAGCUGCGCAGCUCUCAUCAGACUUGGAGGAAGCCUUGGAGGAGAAGUCGGUCACUGGGCCGCCGAGCUUUGCGCUCUGUGACGGCAAGAGCUACGACAAGAGUCAGGAGAACUGCUGCGGAGGCAGCCUCUACUCGCUGACCUCCCAGGGCUGCUGUGGAAACAAAAGCGUCUACACUUUUGCGCAGCAAGGCUGCUGCAACGAUGAUCACGUAUUUACCUAUGGCGUUGAGACCUGUGUGCCCACAAAGCCGGGGGUCACUCCCGACACCAGCUUCUCCUGCGCCGCAGACUGGCCACCACCCACCUACAGCGCCUACUGGCUCCGCUACUGCGCAGCGGGUAUGCACAUGGCUUGGGCCAUGACACCCUCCUGCGAUGUGGGCUGGCUCUCGGUGAAGCAGAACAGCCUGGAAGAUGCGGAGAAGAAAGCUUUGGAGGCCUGCCAGAAGAAGGCUACCGCCUACAACGGGGAGACCUGCCACGUCUUCGACCGCGACGGCGGCGCCUGCCGGCGCCAGCGUUGCGGAGACAAGAUCUACGACGCCUCCACGCAAGCCUGCUGUCAAGGGCGCAUUCAUGAUCGCGUGACUCAGGGCUGCUGCAACGGCGCGCUCUUCAAAACGCAGACUGAGGGCUGCUGCCAGGGCGAGAUCUACAUCAAGGCCCAGCAGAGCUGCUGCGGGGGGCAGACUUUGUUCGACAGCAACACCCAUGGCUGCUGCCUGGAGCGCGGAGCCCAGGUCUACCCCUUCGGCACCCACAACUGCUGCCGCCGUCCCAAAGGCACCUGCCGCAUCCGCCCGGGCCAAGCCAGCUGCUGCGCCUGACGAGACGCC
This is a messenger RNA of Effrenium voratum, 984 nucleotides long. The record is from the annotation of a GenBank genome assembly. Lineage: Eukaryota; Dinophyceae; Suessiales; Symbiodiniaceae.